GCGUCGGAGGAGCAAGCGUGGUGCAGUGCCGCGCCCGGUGUGCGUCGCUGAAAUGUGUCCGGCUGCCCGCGGCGGGACCAAGGGCAGGCGGGGCGGCGCCUGCGGCAGUAGUGGUGUGCGCUUCGGAGCGAUCCCUGGCAGCCGCGCCUGACGACGCGAGCCAUUCGAUGCUUACACCGGGGGCCAGGAGGCGCUGGCGCGUCGCUAGGGUGCUGCUGCUGCGAGACGGGGCGGCGGGGAGAGCAUGGGGCCGGCAGACCUGGUGCAGAAGAUCAGUAUUAGCGCCGAGAGCCCCCGGGGGAGCGAGAGGAACGACGCCGGCGCCGCGCUGGCGGGCGCGGAGAGGGUCCCCCCUGGUACUUGGAGGCAGAAGUGUGCGGCCUAUGUGCUGGCCCUCAGGCCUUGGAGUUUCAGUGCCUCCCUCACCCCUGUGGCCCUCGGCAGCGCUCUGGCGUACCGGGCUGAGGGAGCUCUAGACCCAGGGCUGUUGGUGGGAAGCGCCGUGACCGUCCUGGCUGUGCACGGAGCCGGCAACUUGGUGAACACCUACUACGACUUCUCCAAAGGCAUCGAUCACAAGAAGAGUGAUGACAGGACUUUGGUGGACCAGAUUUUGGAGCCGCAGGAUGUAGUCCGGUUUGGAGUCUUCCUUUAUACCGUGGGCUGUAUCUGUGCGGCUGGGCUCUACGCUGUCUCAACGCUCAAGCUGGAGCACCUGGCCCUGAUAUACUUUGGAGGACUUUCCAGCUCCUUCCUUUAUACUGGAGGAAUUGGAUUUAAAUAUGUUGCACUUGGAGACGUGGUGAUCCUGAUCACCUUUGGGCCCCUGGCUGUCAUGUUUGCUCAUGCUGUGCAGGUUGGUUAUCUGUCUGUCUCACCACUGCUCUACGCUAUCCCACUAGCCCUCAGUACUGAGGCCAUCCUGCACAGCAACAACACACGAGACAUGGAGUCUGACCGGCAGGCGGGUAUUGUCACCUUGGCUAUCCUCAUCGGCCCUGCGUUCUCCUAUAUUCUCUACACCGUGCUGCUCUUCUUGCCCUACCUGAUUUUCUGUGUGCUGGCCACACGCUAUACCAUCAGCAUGGCAUUGCCGCUACUCACCAUCCCGAUGGCAUUUUCACUGGAGAGGCAGUUUCGCAGUCAGAGCUUCAACAAAAUUCCUCAGCGGACAGCCAAACUCAAUCUCCUCUUGGGGCUUUUCUAUGUUUUUGGUAUUACGCUAGCACCAGCUGGUGCUCUGCCCAAACUGUAACAACAGCUGUAUAGUCAGGCCUCACAAUUCAGUAUUAAUGCCGAUUAACAGUGGAUGAUGUGAGUAGAUGACCUGUUAUGGACAGUGGGAAGAAUGGAGAGACCAUCUUGAACUGUUGAUUGGCUGUGAAUUUUAUAAUUUCUGGUCUUGGUUAGUUUGUACAACAAACUUCAAGAAAGUCAUUUGUUGGUUCUUUGGAAGGGGUGAACUGUGCAGUUUUGCUUCAGGGGAGCAAGGCAAUCUGAGGAGAAGGAAACAUCAACUCAAUGAAAGUAAGAUUGAGCCUCAAAUACAAACUCUCUGUUCCCUUCACAAGCACAGUGGUUGCUUUUAUGACUCCUUUCCUUACCAUGGUUGAGGAGUCCUGUGGCUCCUGUGUGGUAAACAGAAAACACUGCCAAAUGUUUAGCUUCACAACGAUGUAGGUGCUAUUACUUCACUCCCUUGUGAACAUAGUUCAUCUUCAUCUGUUGUAUGUUUUAAGCUUUGUUGGGUUUUUUUUUCCUAGCCAAAUUUUGAGCUUUUAUUUCCAAGCCCCCUGAAAUGUGCUAGAUACUAAUCAUUAACUGUUACUUCUCCUUGGCCCUUAGAGUCUAGAAAUUUCAAAGUUAUGUAUCUCUGUGGGAUGUUGGUGCUUAGUUGGAACACAAAUUGCCCACUGCACAGACUUUAAGACAAAACCAGUAAAUUUGUAUUCCGCUACGAAAGCUGAAGCCGUAAACGCAAAUCAUGCAACUGAAAAGCCCUCAAUGCAUAGAAAAACAAGUGGUUUCCAUCUUUGCAUUUGCUCUCUGAAAUGAUAGUCUUGGAGUUAAGGGGGAGCUGACAGACAGAGUGCCAGAUUUCUUUGGCUGGGUAUGGAUUAAUGGAUACAUGAGUGGAAGAACAAAUUCUUAGUUUAAAAAUAAUAUAUUUUUUUCAAUUGUUGUUCUCUGUUUAUUUAGAGGCCCGGAGUAUUACAGUCAAAUAGCUUAUUAUAAGAAGCCCAAAAAGAAGCUCAGUUGAGCAAAGGAGAAAGAUACAGGGUUAGAAAAAAGAAAUCAGGAUUAUUGCAUUGGGUCUGCAUAAAACUUAGGACUGGAAACAGGAAGAAACCAUUUUUGUUAAAAAGAUUUUUCCUAAUAGAGUUGAGAGUUUGUGUGACUGAAUCACAUUUAAAUAUUGUUAGCUCUGAAGUGAAGUUCACCCUCUUUUUCCCCUCCUACACCUUACAGUGUUGUUUUGUUUUCUCCUGCUGAUCUUGCCACUUGAUAUUCAUGUGGUCAUUUGGAGAAAUGAUUGUUUCAGCAAUUAUGUAGCAGUGUGAAAAACAUGCCAAACACAACUGGGGAAAAGUGACUUCCAGUGCAAAGAUGAAUUUGAUUCACACCAUGCUGCUCAGUGGCAACUGAAUUCUGUGUUGAAGGAAAAGUAUUCAUUUCCUGUAUGCAGGGUUUUGGUGUAAGUUUGCUUACAGGAAUUGUGGAAAGCUUCAGAGAAAUUGAUAUAGGUGUUGAACUAGAGCUGCUGGUGCCUAGAGCACAACCUUGCUUUUGAACCAAGUGGGAGUGUGCUAACCACUAUAUGAAGGGCUUUUAAACACAAGCAAUAAACGCAAUACACUAGCAUGGUGUUAUCCUGCAUCUGUCAUAGGUAAGUUACAUUCUUGUGUUGUUCAUCUGAAAGUGCUGAGUGUUAAAUUAGUGGAGUGUACUGACAGUAGUAAAGCUGAGUUGAAAAUACAAGAUUACAUGGUAUAAAUACUUAAGUGACUGUUUUUACGGCUUCAUGGUAUCCAGUGUUACCCAGCUGUUGGUCUCCUGCUUUACAGCUGAACUGUAGUCAACAGGAAGGAUUCUUUGCAGGCAUAUUUUAUGAACCACAGUUUCAUCUUUUAUUAAAAUUGGGCAAGUGAUCUCUCUAAUCUGACUAGGCACAAGACAAGAGGAGAUGGACUUCAGCAACCGUGUGCUACUUUCUACAGCAAAAUAUUUGAUUAGAUUAGAAACAUGAUGAGAAAAUGCAAAAGUUCAUCUCAGCUGGAUGGAGGGAGACUAUCUAGGUUUUGGAAACUGUUUUCAAUACAAACAUACACAACACAGUAUCUACUGUUACUUCUCUGUGGACCUACAGAAGAAAGAAGAGCCUGGCUCCGAGACCCACUUCACCCUUCUGCAAACCAAAAGCUUUUCUUGGGAUAUGGACUGAGCUGAUGACUCUGUUAACCUUGCAAUUGGGGAUACGUGGCUUUAUUAGGUUAACCCAGCAUGGCUUUGUUGCUACCCUUUGUAGCAGCUACGUGCUUUAUUUUAUGAUAGCCUGGUUUUGUGUAGCUAUCAGUUUAAAAGAAUGGAUAAUUAUCUUUUUCUACUCCUUUUACAUAAACUACAGUACUCAAGCUAAAUUCCAUAAAGUAACAAAUACUCAAAUACUUGGCUCAUAUCUUUGAUAGCUGUAAUUUUAACAGUGGAAAGAUCUAGGAUAUGGUCAUUGGUGGAGUAGUGUAUGUAACUCUAGUUGUAUCUAGGCUACCCUUUACUGGCAGGGAAAAGCCCCAUUCUAGGAAGUCUGCUUGCUGCUGUAAAAGACCAGUGCUUUUUGUUACAGAGAUGAAGGAAGAGCUCACUAGUAUAUGUAUAUGUUUGUGGAACGCUUUUCAAGGUGUGAGGGAUUCAAAGCAUUUUGAUAGUAAGAAUGAGAUGAAAAUUCAGUAAUUCCUUACAAGCAGACGCUGGUUGCCUUCAGUUCCCUGUCUAUGAAAAACAGUAUCAUUCCAGGUUCUUAAGGAUAUCAUUGAUAAACAACUCAUUCUUUACCAUGGCUUUAAGGAAGUCAUUUAACUUCUCUUUGCCUCAGAAAAAACAGCUAAUUUUUGCCUACCUCACAGGGAUGCUGAGCCGACAUCAUUGUCAUAGAGAGCUUUGAAAGUCAAAAGUGCUUUAUCUCUGUGUGCUUUCUAAAAAGCAUGUUAGUACUAGAAAGCAUUUUACAUAUGAACUAACAGGUGACUUAACCAACAUAAGUAGACCAAAAUAAUCUUCACAUAGACAUUGAGUGGUAAGGGAGGUUUCUUUAUUGGUUUGUUUUGUGAUGAAGAUGCUAGGUCUCUUUCCCUACCCCUCUCCUUCCUGUCCCAUGCUACUUCCCUUAAAUAUAAACUUUUAAAACUACUUUCAGGUCUCUCUUGAUGAGUUCUGUUGCAAUAUGAUGAGUCUACACUGUUAGAUGAACGGAUCUGUAGCCCAUCUGUUAAUGUGUCAUAAAGCACCUCCUGGCCUUUCUUAUACAAUAAAGUGUCUGAAUGUUAUUCUGUUAAUUAUGCUGUUUGGUUAUUUUAUAUCACUCCAGUUGUAUUUUUGCACAUAUAUUAGAGCAUCUUCCUGGAAGGAGGAGGGUCUUUGUCUGCCAUGUUUAUAGUAUAAGUGCAUGAAAGAGCACUCUUUUUUGGUUAUAGUCCUUUUAUGAAUCCCAUAGUCCUGUACUUCCAUUGCGUAAAAAGUUCAGUAGCAGUGAUCAUCUCAUAUUAAUGGCAGACUUCAGAGUAGUUUCAGUAUUUUCAUCAAUGAACAGAAUUUUCUUUCAUGCAGUUUUCUGUGCCAUGUACUGUUCAGCAUUUGUAAGGAGGUUUCAGCUGAACUUUUAAUAUUUUUAAUAAAGAUGGAGUUUUUCAUCCUCACCUGUGUGGUCUGCCAUUCUUCCAGUGCCAUGGUCUCUGCUCCUGACUUGUGAUUUUACUUGCUUCAUAGGCCUGUGACAGCAUAACACCUCCACGGUGUGUGUUGUAGAUGAGCCUAAAGCAUGGUUUGAAAUUUUCCUGUUUUGGCCACUGGUACAAUCUACUGUAUAAAUGCAUGUACAAUUAGCUUAAGGAGACCUAAGAAGUCCUGUUUGUCUUACACGCUUUCUGGCUUUUUUUUUCAUAUGUGAUUAAAGUGGUUUGAACAGUC
Molecule: messenger RNA, 5181 nt
Organism: Chroicocephalus ridibundus (black-headed gull)
Lineage: Eukaryota; Metazoa; Chordata; Aves; Charadriiformes; Laridae
Gene: UBIAD1
Product: UbiA prenyltransferase domain containing 1
Exons: 3
Coding region: 245-1255 (336 amino acids)
Biological process (GO): menaquinone biosynthetic process; vitamin K biosynthetic process
Cellular component (GO): Golgi membrane; endoplasmic reticulum
Molecular function (GO): prenyltransferase activity
Source: RefSeq, a predicted model, not a curated record